Messenger RNA from Cervus elaphus (red deer), 4954 nucleotides. It is a transcript of the gene VAV2, whose product is annotated as vav guanine nucleotide exchange factor 2. Gene Ontology annotation, cellular component: cytoplasm. The coding region runs from base 147 to 2756 and encodes 869 amino acids. Gene Ontology annotation, biological process: regulation of GTPase activity; cell migration; intracellular signal transduction. Gene Ontology annotation, molecular function: protein binding; guanyl-nucleotide exchange factor activity. The transcript has 28 exons. The record is from RefSeq and is a predicted model, not a curated record. NCBI's taxonomy places the organism in Eukaryota, Metazoa, Chordata, Mammalia, Artiodactyla, Cervidae.
CGGCGGCGCGGCGGGGGCCCGGGGCCGCCCGCGCGAAGCCCCGCCCCGGCCGCCGAGCCCCGCGCGGGCGGGCGGGAUGCCCCGCGGCCGCCGCACUUUGGCCGGAGCGCGGCCCUGAGCUGGCCGGCCCGGCGGGCGCGGGCGCCAUGGAGCAGUGGCGGCAAUGCGGCCGCUGGCUCAUCGACUGCAGGGUCCUGCCGCCCAACCACCGCGUCGUCUGGCCCUCGGCCGUGGUCUUCGACCUGGCCCAGGCCCUGCGCGACGGCGUCCUGUUGUGCCAGCUGCUGCACAACCUCUCCCCCGGCUCCAUCGACCUCAAGGACGUCAACUUCCGGCCGCAGAUGUCCCAGUUCCUGUGUUUGAAGAACAUCCGCACCUUCCUGAAAGUCUGCCAUGACAAGUUUGGACUCAGGAACAGUGAGCUGUUUGACCCCUUCGACCUCUUCGAUGUCCGAGACUUCGGGAAGGUCAUCUCCGCCGUGUCAAGACUCUCCCUGCACAACUUGGCUCAGAACAAAGGGAUCAGGCCCUUCCCCUCGGAGGAGACGGCGGAGAAUGACGAGGACGUGUACCGCAGCCUGGAGGAGCUGGCAGAUGAGCACGGCGUGGGAGAGGACAUCUAUGACUGCGUCCCGUGCGAGGAUGACGGGGAUGACAUCUACGAGGACAUCAUCAAGGUGGAGGUGCAGCAGCCCAUGAAAAUGGGCAUGACGGAGGACGACAAGAGAAACUGCUGCCUGCUUGAGAUCCAGGAGACGGAGGCCAAGUACUACCGGACGCUGGAGGACAUCGAGAAGAACUACGUGACACCCCUGAGGCUGGUCCUCAGCCCGGCGGACAUGGCGGCCAUCUUCAUCAACCUGGAGGACCUGAUUAAGGUGCAUCACAGCUUCCUGAGGGCCAUCGACGUGUCCAUGAUGGCGGGCGGCAGCUCGCUGGCCAAGGUCUUCCUGGACUUCAAGGAGAGGCUCCUGAUCUACGGGGAGUACUGCAGUCACAUGGAGCACGCCCAGAACACACUGAACCAGCUCCUGGCCAGCAGGGAGGACUUCAGACAGAAAGUUGAGGAAUGCACCCUGAAGGUCCAGGACGGGAAGUUCAAGCUGCAGGACCUGUUGGUAGUGCCCAUGCAGAGGGUGCUCAAAUACCACCUGCUCCUCAAGGAACUUCUGAGCCAUUCCACCGACCGGCCAGAGAGGCAGCAGCUCAAAGAAGCGCUGGAGGCCAUGCAGGACUUGGCCAUGUACAUAAAUGAAGUUAAACGGGACAAAGAGACCCUGAAGAAAAUCAGCGAAUUUCAGAGCUCUAUAGAAAACUUGCAAGUGAAACUGGAGGAAUUUGGGAGACCGAAGAUCGACGGGGAGCUGAAGGUCCGGUCCAUAGUCAACCACACCAAGCAAGACAGGUACCUGUUCCUGUUUGACAAGGUGGUCAUCGUCUGCAAGAGGAGGGGCUACAGCUACGAGCUGAAGGAGAUCAUAGAGCUGCUCUUCCACAAGAUGACCGAUGACCCCAUGAACAACAAGGACGUCAAGAAGUGGUCCUACGGCUUCUAUCUCAUUCACUUGCAAGGCAAGCAGGGCUUCCAGUUUUUCUGCAAGACAGAGGACAUGAAGAGGAAAUGGAUGGAGCAGUUUGAGAUGGCCAUGUCAAACAUCAAGCCCGACAAGGCCAACGCCAACCACCAUAGCUUCCAGAUGUACACGUUCGACAAGACCACCAACUGCAAGGCCUGCCGCAUGUUCCUCAGGGGUACUUUCUACCAGGGUUACCUCUGCACCAAGUGUGGCGUCGGGGCACACAAGGAGUGUCUGGAAGUGACCCCUCCCUGCAAGAUCAGUUCUCCUGCAGACCCGGACGCCUCUGGAGCGGGGCCAGGUCCCAAGAUGGUGGCUGUGCAGAAUUACCAUGGCAACCCCGCUCCACCCGGGAAGCCGGUGCUGACCUUCCAGACGGGCGAUGUGAUCGAGCUGCUGAGAGGCGACCCCGAGUCUCAGUGGUGGGAGGGUCGGCUGGUGCAGACCAGGAAGUCAGGCUACUUCCCCAGCUCGUCUGUGAAGCCCUGUCCUGUGGAUGGAAGACCGCCCAUCAGCCGGCCGCUGUCCCGGGAGAUGGACUACACGGCAUACCCCUGGUUUGCCGGGAAUAUGGAGAGGCAGCAGACCGACAACCUGCUCAAAUCCCACGCCAGCGGGACCUACCUAAUCAGGGAGCGGCCGGCGGAGGCCGAGCGCUUUGCCAUAAGCAUCAAGUUCAACGACGAGGUGAAGCACAUCAAGGUGGUGGAGAAAGACAGCUGGGUCCACAUCACAGAAGCCAAGAAGUUUGAAAGCCUCUUGGAGCUGGUGGAGUAUUACCAGUGCCACUCGCUCAAGGAGAGCUUCAAGCAGCUGGACACCACACUCAAGUACCCCUACAAGGCACGGGAACGCACAGCCUCCAGGGCCUCCAGCCGCUCCCCAGCUUCCUGCGCUUCCUACAACUUUUCUUUUCUCAGUCCUCAGGGCCUCGGCCUUGCUUCUCAGGGCUCCUCCGCGCCCUUCUGGUCAGCAGUGUUUACACCCCGUGUCAUCGGCACGGCCGUGGCCAGGUACAACUUCGCCGCCCGCGACUUGCGGGAGCUCUCACUGCGGGAAGGUGACGUGGUGAAGAUAUACAGUCGCAUCGGCGGGGACCAGGGCUGGUGGAAGGGCGAGACCAACGGCCGGAUUGGCUGGUUUCCUUCAACAUAUGUAGAAGAGGAGGGAGUCCAGUGACAGCGAGACCACAGACAGGACUCGCGGAUUUUCUCGGAAGAGUUGCUCCAGUGGUGACAUCUGUCUCUAGCUCUGCAACCCAAGAGGGAAAAUGCCUGCCAACCUUGCAGUCUUCGACAGCCCGUGGGGAUGGGGAGGGGGUUCAGAAUCCUACAUGUGAUCUGUCCUGCCAUCAGUCUUCCCCUGGUGGCCUGUCCUGGGUACACGCUGCUUGUACAUAGAGGAAAUCUGGGCCAGCCCUGGGUGCCAAGGAGAGGGAGUGCCCGUGGGUGGCAUCCUGAGCCCAGCUCUGGGUGACAGCUGAGGCCAGAGCUCACCUUGUCCCUGUCCUGUCAAGAUGGCCUUCAGGAGCCUGGGUUUGAAAAGCAGGUGCCGUCCAGGGAGGGCUGGGCACCGCGGAGGGGACCUUCCCCUGGCCCCUUCCUUUCAGCCUCUGGACCCUCAGCCCUCCUGCAUCCCGCUGCUCCCAGGGGGAGCUUCAGGCCUUGAGAGGCAGAAGGGGCCAGAGCAGGCCGCUGUGCCUGGGGACAGAAGGGGGCAUCACCAGGGCCUGUGCAGCCCCCCAGGCUCCCCCGUCCCUCUGCACUGGGGGUGUGCAGAGACCCCAAGGAGGCCCCCCUCUCUCAGGCGAGAGCCUGAGGAACGAUGAAGCUGCCAACCCUGCUCCCCAGUCAGAGGUACUGUCUGCCCGGAGUCCUUGGUGUGUCUGUCUGUCCUGCUGCCAGCUGGAUACGUGGUUUAGAAACGCUGAUGAGGGCGGGAAGCAAACGGAGUUUUCCGCUCACUCGGGCUCUGCUGCUCACAGUCCUCUCCAGAAGGACGCGCCCCCCCCACCCCCCACUCGCGAGCAGGUGGGGGCCCUCUGUGUCUCCCACGUCCUGCCAGGUGGCCACUGAGAGUCUGCCCAACCUUUGCACACAUGUUGGUUCUAGCUCUUGGCAAGUCUUCCAAGACUCCUGCAGCCCAUGAAACAGGGCCUGUGGCCAGCCCUUAAUAAGUGCUCUUGGUGGGUGGCUCCACCCCCUGGACUUCACCUCCUCACUCCUCCUGGCCCUUGACCUCUGGCUGGCUUGGCCAGUCCCCAUUCUCUCAGCUCAGACGUUGUGUGAGUCCCAGCAAUGCUGUCUCCUCCCAGCUCUGUGUCAAAGCUGCUGCUGCAACCUGGGCUUCCUGGAUCCCCUUUUCCCAGGGCUCAGAUGCACACGGUCAGCCGUCGCCGAGGCUGGGCCCUGCUGGGGUGGGUGCUGGUGGCCACGCUGCACCCAGGGGCACCUCAGAGGUCAGCCUCAUGAUCUCCAGGCUCGGCUUACGCCGCAGCCUUCUGGCUUGGGGAGGAGGUGGGGAGGGGUCUCAGAGGGCGUGUAGCAAGCAGGAGGCAGAAGGCAGCCAGCAGAGGCUUUGGGAGUGAGGGUGACAGGAUUGUGUCUGGGGUGGUGGGCAAGGCGGGGGGGCGGGGAGGAAGAAUUUUCCACGGAGAGAGCAGACCCGAAACUUGUCGUCAGGGCGCACCCAGCACUUUGCAUGUGGCCUCUGCUCCGCCGGCCCAGCUGCCCGGCCGCGACGGGAGGGGAGGGAGCCAGCUGCCCUGUUGUGUUUACAGUCGUCAGAAGGGUUUUGGUUUUCGUCGUUGUUGUUGGGGUUUGGUUUGGUUUUGUUUCGUUUCGUUUCGUUUUUUUUUUGGUUUGGCUUGUUUAUUUUUAAGAGGGGUUAAAAAAAAAGUUUGUAAUUAUUUCCUCCAAAGCUCCCAUUAUAUGUCUGUGAAUAAUAAGGAAGAGAUUUUAUAAUAGCAGAAAAUAAUGUGUAUUUGGAGGUCAUCAUGCAACAAGGUGUGGCGGGAACGGAGGUCACUGAGAAAACCCCGCGUGGAAGCCUGGUUCUUGUGACUGUUCUGCUUUGUUUAUGUUCGUCUGGAGGCUCGUCUCCGUUGGGUUAGUUUUCGCACUGCUGGCAGCAGGGAGGGAGGAGGGCGCAGGCUGGGAUGCGGGUGGUUUCGGCAUGACACGGACAGCCUCUGGGGGGACUUCGGAGCUGGGACCUGAGAUUAGCUGUGAACCCUUAGGAGCCCGAUGCAUGCAGGUCAGGGGUCUGAGGGUCCUGCCGCUGGCGGUGACCCCACACAGAACACAGACUGUACAUUUGCCAAUAGGUUUUUUCAGACCACGGUUUCUACUGCAAAUAAACCUGAGUUCUUUUCUGCA